Molecule: messenger RNA, 1182 nt
Organism: Canariomyces notabilis
Lineage: Eukaryota; Fungi; Ascomycota; Sordariomycetes; Sordariales; Chaetomiaceae
Product: S-adenosyl-L-methionine-dependent methyltransferase
Exons: 5
Molecular function (GO): methyltransferase activity
Source: RefSeq, a predicted model, not a curated record
UCCCUUCCAGAAAGCAGCUUCGCCGAGUCUUUUUCCCUUUCGGCUUCCGUGCCCAGCUUGUCCACGGGCCAACGGGGAAGCCUUUCGCCUCCAUAUGUGUUUUCUGGCUCCUCCAGGCCGCCUGACUCCCCAGACGGGACCACCGAGGACAGAUACGACGCGACGGAGAACGACGAGUUGGAGGAGCAGGCUGCGGUGGAACAGGCUGAGGACGGCAGCAUCGUUGUCGACAGCGACGACCUGGGCACGGAUGCGGGCUAUGGAACGGACAACAACACAAGCGCGUCGACGUCGCUUGCCGAGAGCGUGCGCGACUACAUUUAUGAGAAUGGGCGCCGCUACCACAAGUUCCGCGAGGGGCGGUACAACUUCCCGAAUGACGACGUUGAGCAGCAGCGCGAAGACAUGAAGCACGCCAUGGUCAAGAUGCUUUGCGGGCAGCUCUACUUUGCGCCUAUCGGGGAGCACCCUCACGAGAUUCUAGAUAUUGGUACGGGGACGGGCAUUUGGGCGAUUGAAAUGGGGGAUUUGUUUCCAAGUUCGAAUGUCCUCGGCGUCGAUCUAAGUCCCAUCCAGCCCGAGUGGGUGCCGCCGAACGUGCGCUUCAUGGUAGAUGAUAUCGAGUGGCUCCAUCCUCGAAACUACUUUGACUACGUCCACUCGCGCCAUACGGUCAUGGCCAUCAAGGAUUGGCCUAGGCUCAUGAGGAGAGCAUUAGAACACAUUCGCCCCGGGGGCUGGUUCGAGAUGCAAGAGGUGUACCACUACCCCAUCUCGGCCAACAACUCCAUGUCGCCGGACCACCCAGUGGCGCAGUAUUGGACGUUGAUCAAAGACGGGCUCGAGAACCUGGGCAUCAACUUCCACGCGGCGGCCAACGGGCGGCUCGCCGACAUGAUGCGUGACUGCGGCUUCGUCAACGUGACGGAGCGGGUGCUGCAGAUCCCCAUCGGCACCUGGCCCAAGAACAAGGUGCUCAAGACGGUGGGGCUGUACUGGCGCACCAUCCUCAUCGACGGCAUCCAGGCCAUCGCGCUGGGCCCUUUGACCAGGGGUUGCGGCUGGACCAGAGAGCAGGUCGAGCUUUUCUUGAUCGACGUCCGCAGAGCCUACCACGAUAACAGCUGCCUGGCGUAUAUGCCGUUGCAUAUUGUCUAUGGGCAAAAGCCGCCCAACUAUUGA